This is a messenger RNA of Entamoeba dispar SAW760, 1461 nucleotides long. RefSeq names its product 3-ketoacyl-CoA synthase, putative. The transcript has a single exon. NCBI's taxonomy places the organism in Eukaryota, Evosea, Mastigamoebida, Endamoebidae. Gene Ontology annotation, biological process: fatty acid biosynthetic process. Bases 1 to 1461 code for a protein of 486 amino acids. The record is from RefSeq and is a predicted model, not a curated record. Gene Ontology annotation, cellular component: membrane. Gene Ontology annotation, molecular function: acyltransferase activity, transferring groups other than amino-acyl groups.
AUGUCCAACGAAGUCACUAGUUUACAAGAUUAUUGGUAUCCAUCUACACUAGGAGAACAAAAUCCAGUUUUAAGUAAAUUAAAAGGAAGUGUAAAAAGACCAUCUCUUAGUACCCAAAUUAUUCAACACCUCCCUAAAGUAUUUCUACUUUUCUGUGUAUAUAGUUGGACUACUUUUGUUUUUUCAUACUUUACUUCUUUUAAUCCAUUAUUUACUUCAGACAAUAUUUAUGGUAUUAUUUUAACUGUUAUUUCAUUAGUGGCUGGAUUAGUUUAUUUUGUUUUAUCAUUUGUAAAUUACAAACCAGUUUAUUUACUUGACUUUGCUGUAGCUGAAUUACCAGAAGAAUAUGAAGUCCCAAAUGAGCAUAUUCAAGGACCAUUAACUCCAGUAUUUGAAGAAAGUAGUGUUGAAUUUGUUGAGCGUUUGGCUAAACGAACUGGACUUGGAAAUCAUACUUAUUUUCCAAAAGUUUUUCAUCAAGACAAAGUUAUAAGACCAACCAUGGAAUUAUCACGUGAAGAGGCAUUAUUAGUUAUGACUAAUUCUUGUGAUAAAUUAUUUAAUCAAACUGGAAUAAAACCAGAAGAGAUUGAUUGUGUUAUUUGUAAUUGUUCAUUAUUCUGUUGUACACCAUCUCUUGCUGCUAUGUUAAUGAAUCAUUAUAAAAUGAAAUCAACUUGUAAAAAUUAUUCAUUAGGUGGAAUGGGUUGUUCUGCUGGACUUAUUUCAAUCGACUUAGCUAAGGAUUUUCUUCGAUGUCAUCCAAAUAGUAAUGUUUUAGUUUUUUCAACUGAAAAUAUUACUCAUUCUUUAUAUUAUGGAAAUGAAAGAUCAAGACUUUUACCAUACACUUUGUUUAGACUUGGAGGUGCAGCAAUUCUCUUGACUAAUAAAUGGAAUUUAAGAAGUCGUUCUAAAUUUGAAUUAACUCAUUUGGUUAGAGUUAAUCGUGCGUUCGAUGAUGAAAGUUAUAAUGUAGUUUUUCAAUCAGAAGAUGCUAGUGGAGAAAAAGGAAUUUCUUUAGGAAAACAAUUAGUUAAUUGUGUUUCUAAGGCGUUAACUAAGAAUUUAUCAAUUUUAUUACCACAAGUUCUGACUUAUAAGGAAAUGGCAAAGUAUGGAAUUGAUUAUAUUAAACGAUUAACAAAUAAGGAAUACGCUAAAACAGCUAAAACAUAUAUGCCAGAUAUUAGAGAAACAUUCCAAGCAUAUUGUAUUCAUGCUGGAGGAAGAGGUGUUAUUGAUGGUAUUCAAAAGAACUUUGGAUUAAGCGAUGAAGAUUGUUUACCAUCACGUUCUAGUUUAUACAGGUUUGGAAAUACAUCUUCUUCAUCUAUUUGGUAUGAACUAAUGUAUAUUGAGCGUUGUAAAAUGUUACAAAAAGGUGAUAAUGUCUUACAACUUGCAUUUGGUUCUGGACUGAAAGUAAAUUCUGCUGUAUGGAAAAAAGUAAAUUAA